Molecule: messenger RNA, 1391 nt
Organism: Durusdinium trenchii
Lineage: Eukaryota; Dinophyceae; Suessiales; Symbiodiniaceae
Source: the annotation of a GenBank genome assembly
AAGCCGUGGGCUGGUGACAACUCUACGGCUGAUGUCGCUGACGGCAGGCUUUCUCCUGCUUUUGCUGCUGGUGUCCCAUGGCUGCCAGCUUUGAUCCCACAACCUCGACUCUCCAUGGGAAGUGCUCGGAACUUGUUCGUUUCCUUCUUUGGGCCCGUGCAGCCGGACGUGCACUCUGUUCAGCCAUCGCCAACCUUUAUCAUUCAGAGAUCUUGGAACACUACUAUUUCUCACGAUAAGUAGCUGCUAGUCAGCUGCUAGUCGAUGCAGUUUGAUUUCACCGUAGCCUUACUUGGGACCUUGACAGGCAAACGGAUGAUGUGGAAUGGCGGGACUGCUCCGUUUCAGUAGUUCCUGUGCAAUCACUGGUGCAUCCGAAGGGCUGGGGGCGGUUGUCGCCCUGCACUUGGCGAAAGCCGGUGCCAAGAAGUUGAUCCUGGGUGCACGGCGUAUGGAGAAGCUCUUGAAGGUAAAGGAAGAUGUGGUGAAACAAAGCCCAUCAGUGGAUGUAAUUUUGGUGAAGUUGGAUGUAAGGGAUGCGGAGAGCCGGGCGAACUUUGUUCGUGAGGCCCGUGAGAAUUCCUGCAACGUCCUGGUGAACAACGCUGGCGUCGACAGGAAUGCGUUCUUUGAAAAGAUGAGCGAUGAUGAGGUUGAUUUGGUGAUGGAGACAAACCUCUUGAGUUGCGUAAAGCUGACCAGAAGCUUCCUCAACAUGAUGCUGGAAGCCAAGGGAGGGCAUAUUGUUAACAUGUGCUCCGUGGCGUCGCAGUUGCCCGUGCCCUUUGGUGCCAUCUAUGCCACUUCAAAGGCUGGGCUGCUGGGAUUCAGUGCUUCACUUCGAGCAGAGAUGAUCUAUGAGAAGAAGCCUGUCACCGUUCACUCCAUUUGUCCUGGACUGGUUGUAGAUGCUGGCAUGGCUUCUGACCGCGAAGAGCGACUAGGACUCACAAUCAGAGAAGCCGGGAGGUUGGUGGGUUGGACUACUCCAAAGAGGGUGGCUGAAGCAGUGAUUAUGGCUAUCGAAUAUAUCUGAGGAUGAGCCCGAUCUUAUAGCCGCUUGUCUUUAGUUUGUUUAACCACCCCAAUUGAACAAAAUCUGCAGCAGCCCAGACAGUACACUCCAACAACACUUAGCAGAAUGUGUACCCUCCCAAUGUGACUUUUGGCUUUGCUGUUCCAGUCCAAUGGGCGCAGGUGAAUUGUAUUCCAGCUGCUUGACAAGCAAAUGGGUGACGAAGACAACUGUGCAAAGAAAUACAAUUCAAUUUGUUGUUUCCUUCUCCUGAGAAGCAACAAUGAAUCUGGCUCCAUUGCCAAACCUACACAAAGUGCUGGAUUUCUGCAGAAUGCUUGGAUAAGAGCAGCCAUUGAUGCCGUAAUGCAGCCGC